UAACAAAUUCUCUUGACCUGUUAUCGAUUCUUAUUUUAUUUUUCUGCUGACUUCAAACAUAAGCAUAUCUCAAACGUAUGUACGAAAUUAUUGCCUAAUUGCCCGACGAGCUCAACAACUUUUAAGGCAAAAAUGUAAAAUGGAUAAAGUUUUCAGAAAUCGCAGCAGGCAUGCCUGGGAAGUUUCUGACAAGCAAAACCUUCUCCUUCACUCGCUUCGAUUUCGUUUCAAGUUCAUUUCGAUAUGUAAAUUUUGAGUAAAACGAAUUAAGCAAAUAAAUAUAUUCGUUCAAAGCGCAUUGUUUGUAUAUGUAAACUAUUCCGUGAAUUGAAAAUUUACUGAUUGUUGAUACUAAUUUCAAAAAUACUGCUGCAUGCUCGCCGAUACGCAGAAAUUUGCUGAUAAGUUACCAUCGCUAAGACAACCAGCUGUCCGCUUGAAAAGAAUAAAAGAAGAAUAUUCUGUAAGAAUUGUAAGUAAAGUAAGUAGUCAAAUGGAUGGGAAAACUUUGAAACGCAUGCGCUCCGAGGACGAUGAGUGUAACAAUAAUGUUACCCAAACCAAAGUCUGGGUCAACGAAAAAAUGAGAGAUUCUCGCGACCCAGACAAAAUGAAAGCCGUCCAUGAAAAAACGACAAAGAUUAUGAUUGAAGGCGCCGCAAACCUGAAUGCUACUUCCGAUGUCGAAAAUCCCGCAAAGUUAUGCGACCGAUAUUAUCUGUUUGGCGAUGGCACUAUCAUUUUGCGCGACAUGAAUCCCGACGGUGUCAAUCCCGGCCUCGUUCCCCGCGUCGCCUCCUGCUGCAGGCGUCCGCAGCUGAUAAUCGACCAGUGUGCAAACUGUACUUUUGAUUUAUGCGAGGAAUGCGGCUAUUCGUGUGUCGAGUGCCAUGAAUUCAUAUGCCACACAUGUGUCACCCUGUUCGGCAAUCGUCCAGAAGAAGCCGAGCAUCCAUUGUGCGAAGUUUGCCAGAUGUUUGUAUCCUAACCAUCAGCAGAGAGCAUGCAAUGCACAUACAUCCGCACACAAAUCCAUGCUCACAGACGCCACAUGAUAUACAAUUAUAGAAUAAGAGCAUUUCGGAUAAAUCAAACUUAAGUACGAAAUCUAAA
Drosophila grimshawi is the source of this 1113-nucleotide messenger RNA. RefSeq lists its product as uncharacterized. Gene Ontology annotation, biological process: extrinsic apoptotic signaling pathway. Lineage: Eukaryota; Metazoa; Arthropoda; Insecta; Diptera; Drosophilidae. The transcript is spliced from 3 exons. Gene Ontology annotation, molecular function: CD27 receptor binding. The record is from RefSeq and is a predicted model, not a curated record. The coding region runs from base 374 to 988 and encodes 204 amino acids.